UGUAAUGUAAGGGUGAUAAUCCGCAAAACAAUCACUCGGAAAAUCAAUCAGAAUUUAGAAUUGGUUGGUUUCCAACGACUUGCCGCCUUCUAAAUGACCCUACUGUUAUUCAUGAUCAACAGCACAGAGGACAUUGGAGGGCAGAUUAAACAGGUUGGAAUUAUUGGUGGAUCUGGGUUAGAUGAUCCAAAUAUAUUAGAAAAUAGAAGUGAGAAAUCAGUCGACACACCAUACGGAAAGCCGUCAGAUGUGUUAAUAACAGGAACAAUAAAAGGAACAGAGUGUAUUCUGUUAGCCAGACAUGGCCGAAAACACAGUAUAGGUCCUUCCCAUGUUAACUACCAGGCCAAUAUUCACGCUCUAAAGGCAGAAGGUUGUACACAUAUAGUAGUUACAACUGCAUGUGGAUCAUUACAAGAACAUAUACAACCAGGUGAUAUCGUAUUAAUAGAUACUUUUAUAGACAGAACUCAUAAAAGGGUACAGACAUUUUACGAUGGCUCUGCAAAUGCACCAAAAGGAAUAUGUCACAUUCCGAUGAACGAACCAUUUUGUACACGAACAAGAAAGCUUGUUGAAACAUCAUUAAAAGAAUUAGGAUAUGGUCACCAUGCCAAUGGUGUUAUGUUGACAAUUGAAGGACCAAGAUUUUCUACCAAAGCAGAAAGUAAAUUAUGGCGUAUACAAGGCGCAGAUGUAGUUAAUAUGAGCACUGUACCAGAGGUGAUAUUAGCUAAAGAGGCUGGUGUAUGUUACGCUACUAUGGCGUUAGUAACAGAUUACGAUUGUUGGCGUGAUGACACAGAGGCUGUUAGUGUAGAACUGGCUCUACAAACAUUUAAGAAAAAUGCUCAAAAAGCUAUAAACGUUCUGUUAGAUGUUAUUCCAAGAAUCACAGCCGAGGAUUGGACGCAAACACUCAAAGACAAUGAGGAAAUAUCAAGAAAAUCUGUGAUGUAAAUGGUGCAAUGAUAUUUUCUUUUAAACUUCUAGAGAACCAUGCAUAACCUAUUAUCCAAUAUAAUUUUAAUAAUAAAAAUCCAAGUAAAAGACGAUAAAACCCCCACACUCGAAAAGAUUAGGAGGGGGGAAGAUUCCCUUGAACAGUGCUGACAACUUUGGAUCUCAGUGAAGCAUCCGGGGAUAAGCAGGAACCAAUCCAUGUAAAUAAUCCAAAAAAUAAUAAAAUCCCCGGCAACAAUAAUUUUAUAUGUUUCAGUUAUCCCUCAGUAUUAUUUGAUAAUAUAUGAUUAUCCAGAUACCAUUAUGUUGAUUUUAUUUUGCAAUUUAAAUAUUUGUAUGAUCAUGUGAGAUUCCACAAAUGAUAUUAAUAUAUAUUGAGGUUGAAAUACUAAAACAAUGUUAGAUGUCCCUCAUAUACGAAAAAACGGAAUUGUAUUUAGAUGUCCCUCAUAUACGAAAAACAUAAUUGUAUUUCUUUAUUAAAUGUAUGACUACGAUUGGUUGGUAUUAUUUUAAAAAUUUAUUUAUUUAAUCAGUCGAUUUUUUCAAAAACUGUCUGUAUUUUAUUUGAAAAUAUUCUACAGGGUUGUAUAUUACGGUAUUUCAUAAAACAAUAAAUGUUUUGAGGGUUAAAAUUAGGCCUAUAUAUAGGCCUAUGAUAUAUUCUACAGGGUUAUAUGUUUUGAGGGUUAUUGUUAUAGGCUAUAUUUACAUCAUCGUCUUCUAACAGGUUCAGGCCUGAGUUCACAAAGCAUUCUCAGACUGAAGUUAAGAAUUUACUCAACUUUCAAUCACUGUUUAUGAGAAAUAUUUUUGAUCCAGAAACACAAAAAUUUGCACAUAGUUUCUUAAUGAUGUAUUUAUUUGAUGCCGGUACAUUAAAAAAAAUUUUUUUAUAAGGGAACAAUUUGGAAUAAAUUUGUAACUUAAAGGAGCUAAGUCGCUAAUACUUGGGACCUAGAAAUUGACACAAAUGGGUCGCAACGUAACAAUAAUGUAAUAUGAAUGUAUAUAAAUUAAUUUACAUUCAAUCGUUUCUGUUUUUACUGUAAUUUGUAAUCAGUUAUAGGUUCGGCGAAAUACGGCAGUAUUCUCAAUCGAAUUUCAAUCUCUAGCGUCUGGUUAUUCCAGUCUACGCCGAUAUUAUUUAUUGGGCUUGCUCUCUAGAUAAGAAUAUUGCGUCACCGUUUGACAUGACUUGUGGAAUAUGAGUAGUCUCGUUUUUAGAGUCCCUUAUUACAAAAAGCACUGAAACGCAUUAUGGUACACGAUUCGUGUACCAAUUGUAACAUGUUUAUUUUGUCUUAAAUAUUGGAUAUCAGAAGGCAAUCUUUUCCCGGUAAGAUCACAACAUCAAUGUUUAUUUAAAUCGACAAAUAAAUCGUGUUUUCAAUGUCGAAGAUUAUGGAUGAUAUUGAGUUAUAGACUUAGCUACUUUAAGUCUGAGAAUGCUUUGUAAACUUGGGACCGGGUGUCAUUUUAAAGGUAAUUAUUAUUUGACUAUAACUUUGUUUCUUGUAUCAUUUGUUGAAUAAAAUUUUAUACAGUAAUAAUAA
Molecule: messenger RNA, 2519 nt
Organism: Patella vulgata (common limpet)
Lineage: Eukaryota; Metazoa; Mollusca; Gastropoda; Patellidae
Product: S-methyl-5'-thioadenosine phosphorylase
Exons: 9
Coding region: 94-960 (288 amino acids)
Biological process (GO): nucleoside metabolic process
Cellular component (GO): cytosol
Molecular function (GO): S-methyl-5-thioadenosine phosphorylase activity
Source: RefSeq, a predicted model, not a curated record